Naegleria lovaniensis is the source of this 2583-nucleotide messenger RNA. RefSeq lists its product as uncharacterized. NCBI's taxonomy places the organism in Eukaryota, Heterolobosea, Eutetramitea, Acrasida, Naegleriidae. Bases 1 to 2583 code for a protein of 860 amino acids. The record is from RefSeq and is a predicted model, not a curated record. The transcript has a single exon.
AUGUUUACAGAGGGGAAUAACUCGUCCUCUCCUCCCACGUAUCGAUUGCCCAAUACAACACCAAAUCUACAAGUGCGAUCGCAUCGAUCCUACACUGUGAAUGAAGAUGGAGAAGAACAAGAUCCAAUUUUCAACAACAAUAGUAGUACUAAUUAUUCACAAGUUCCUCCAUUGUUGAUGAAUUAUCCAUCAUCGUCCUCAACUGCAUCAUCAUCUACUCCAAGUGCUUUUGUACACAAUUUGGAAUCUCAUACAUUGGAUCAUUUUACACCCAUUCCGAUGGAUCUCAACAACAAUGCAACAACAUCAUCUGUAUUGUUGAAUUCAUCUUCCAAUAGUGGUAACAUGAUUCAUCGAAAAUUUGAUUCUUCUUCCCAUGACGAUGAUGCUGAUGAUACAAAAUAUAAAUAUUCUUUCAGAAAAAAGAAAUCCAAUUCAAUUGCAUCUGCAGUGUUUGGAACGUGUUGCGGAACAUCCAAGAGAAUACUUGUCACAUUUAUGAUUUUAUUGAGUAUUGUGAUGGUCUUUUAUAUUGUAAUUUAUAAAAGAAAGCUAAGUUUACAACAAGCAAGAGCAAUGAAUCAUCCAUCCUCUCAACAACCAUCUGCUCAAACAGGUUCAAAGGAUAUGAUGGGAAUCAAAGUAGAAAAGAAAUCACACGAUUCCCCUCAAUUAGUUAACGAGGUGAAAAAUAAGCAAGCCAAGAAGAAGAAGAAUCGAAAUAGUGAUGAAGAAGUUGAUUUAGAUGAAUUAUUAGGAAUUAAAAAGAAGAAAACAACCACAGGUGUGAAAUCAAAGUCAUCUUCCAAAAAGAAACCAAAAAAGAAUGUGAAAAAGAAUGUGAAAAAGAAAGUUGCAAAGAAACCUGUCAUUAAAAUUCCACAAAAAGUGGUGAAAAAACCCAAGCAACAACAACCAUUGAAAAAACCCAAACAACAACAACAACCAUUGAAACAACCUCACAUCAAUCCAGAAGUGAAAAAAGAAAAGGAACAAGAAAAAAUCAUCAAACAAGCUCAAGAAAAAUCCAUUGAUUUGAGUGCACCCAAAUCCAAACACGAUGACAUUAUUGAGAAAUACUUGAAAAUGAUUGAUGAAGAAGAUAGUUCAAGUGACAAAAAGAAGAGAAUCACUUCAAGUAAGGAUCGCGUAUCAUCAUCACAGCCCUCUACUCCAUCGGUGGCAAAAAAGAAGACGAAUACUCCUCCCAUCAAGAAGAACCAAGAUCAAAAUGAUAUUGAACAAUUGAAAAAUCAUCCAUUAUUCAAAGAAGAUGUACAGCCAUUCAUUCCUAAAAUUGUUGUUGAGGAUUUGAAGAAUAGUGCAGCCAAGAAAGAGGUCAAGUCAAACAGUGGUAUCAACCAACAAGAAUCCAAUCAAGAAGAAGGAAAAACAGUUCAAAAAGGUGUCACCACCUCUAUGACCACAGAGAGUGAUAAUACUCGUUCAACAAGUGCAACCACUGGUAGUGCAACUACACCAUCGACACCAGUAUCUACAGCAAGUGCCACUACUAGUAAUACAGCCACUACCACUGCAACAACAACAACACCUCCAAACGAAGAGGCAAAAACUGUUACUACUACUGCUGAUUCAAAGAAGGAAACACCAAAGAGUGAACAAGUUGCACCUGAAAAAGUGGAACAUGAUGAAUUUCAUGAUGAUAAUCUCGUUCAAGUGAAAGAUAAUAAGGAUUCCAAGCAGCAACCAAAACCACAACUGGAAAAGAAAGUCUCCUCUCCUGUCAGCAAGAAGAAGGUCUCAACAAAACCAAAAAAGAAACUUGUUAAAAAACCAAUCCCUAAAAAGAAGAAUAUUUUGAGAAGAAAACAAAAGAAGAGAAAGGCACCACUACACAAGAAAAAACCAAUCAAGAAGAAGACGGAAAAGAAAAAACUAAAGUUGAACAAAAAGCCAAAACGAAAACUCAAGAAAGAAAUUCCAAAGAAAAGAAAAAGAAUUCAAGAGAAUAUGGAUGACCUCUCUCAGCAUCCAUUAUUUAAGGAAGGACCUCAGACCUUUACACCAUCUGCUGAAACAACGACAGACUCAUCCAAUAAGAAAAACAAUAUGAUGAAGGAUGACGAUGAGCUAUUGUCGACACAUCCACUGUUUAAUGAACCUCCACAAGCCAUGGUUGGUCAGUCUGAGAAGAAUGACGCCCAAAACUCGGUAGCAAAAGAUUCAAAGACAGCAGCAACAGACAAAACGAAGAAGGAUGAAAAUGUACCAACAGAAAAGGAAUCAAAAGAUACUGGUGUACGCGAACAGCAAAACGAGCUUGCCAAGGACAACGACGAUCUUUCCAAUCAUCCAUUGUUCAAAGAGGACCCUCAUGUCUUUACACCAACCAAGAAUGACGAAAAACAAGACAAUGCCGCCAAAAAAUUAGACGAAAAAGCUGUGAACAAAGCAAAGUCUCCUCCCAAGAUCCCAAAAGUGCUUUCAAGUGAAAACAUCAAGGAAUAUUUGCAAAAGUAUAAAGCUUAUCAUGGAUCCUUGGCAGGAAUCGAAAAGACAAUGAAUAGAAAACAAGCUAAAAAGAUUAUUGCUUAUAUCGAUAAGCAUCACAAUUUCGAUUAA